UGAUCUUCGUUUUAAGAUAGAAGAUAUAAAAUUAACUCAAAGACAUAAUAAUGAAAUCAGACGUCUUUUAUGUGGAUUGGAACAUGAUCUCACCGACAUUAUCAUAGAAAAUGACAAUGAAAAUCAAGUAGGUAACACCGGAAGUCAAGGAACAAACCUCGGAGGUCAAAUAGGUAACACCGGAAGUCAAGGAACAAACCUCGGAGGUCAAAAACAAACCUCGGAAGCCAAGAAACAAACCUCAAAAGUCAAGAAACAAACCUCGGAAGUCAAGAAACAAACAUCGGAAGUUGAGGGAUAA
Messenger RNA from Racocetra persica, 301 nucleotides. NCBI's taxonomy places the organism in Eukaryota, Fungi, Glomeromycota, Glomeromycetes, Diversisporales, Gigasporaceae. The record is from the annotation of a GenBank genome assembly.